AUGGUAUUGACGGAGGCAGCGUUCACCACAGUGAUGGUAUUGACGGAGGCAGCGUUCACCAGUGCUGGUAUUGACGGAGGCAGCGUUUACCACAGUGCUGGUAUUGACGGAGGCAGCGUUUACCACAGUGCUGGUAUUGACGGAGGCAGCGUUUACUACACUGCUGGUAUUGACGGAGGCAGCGUUUACCACACUGCUGGUAUUGACGGAGGCAACGUUCACCACAGUGCUGGUAUUGACGGAGGCAGCGUUUACUACACUGCUGGUAUUGACGGAGGCAGCGUUUACCACAGUGCUGGUAUUGACGGAGGCAGCGUUCACCACAGUGCUGGUAUUGACGGAGGCAGCGUUUACUACACUGCUGGUAUUGACGGAGGCAGCGUUUACCACACUGCUGGUAUUGACGGAGGCAGCGUUUACCACAGUGCUGGUAUUGACGGAGGCAGCGUUCACCACAGUGCUGGUAUUGACGGAGGCAGCGUUUACUACACUGCUGGUAUUGACGGCGGUAGCAGCGUUCACCACAGUGCUGGUAUUGACGGCGGUAGCAGCGUUUACCACAGUGACCCUCACCCACCAGAGUUGAUCAUUUAA
Procambarus clarkii (red swamp crayfish) is the source of this 594-nucleotide messenger RNA. RefSeq names its product PE-PGRS family protein PE_PGRS5-like. Lineage: Eukaryota; Metazoa; Arthropoda; Malacostraca; Decapoda; Cambaridae. The record is from RefSeq and is a predicted model, not a curated record.